AUGAGUGGCGAUCGUCUUUCUGGUGUGAAUGUUUCUGUCUGGCCGAUUCAAAAUGAUCACAACGUAAUUUUGGAAACUACAAAGACAACAAAAACAACAAAGAAUGGACAUUAUAAUUUGGCUUUGGAGCCAGGAACAUAUCGAGCAGUGAUUAUGGCUGUUGGUUAUGAUCCAAUGAGUAGUACUUUUACAGUUUCAAUUGGACAAUCGACGGUUAAACAUUAUGCUUUACACCGACCAUUUACAAUGAGCUUUGAACGUAGUAUAGUUGCCGCAUUAAUUGCAUUAACAAUGCUUUCAAUAUCAUUUGUAUGUUUAUUUUUUAAAAAAUAUUACAAAAUUUUAAUUUUGAAGUGUUGUUUAUGUCGAUCCAUGAGGCGCUCGAAAACAAAAAAAUCUUUGGCAGCUACGCAGGUUAAAGUGAAUGAAAGGAGAAAAGAUGGAUUUGAACGUGUGCCUCUUCGGGAUUACCAUUCCGACAAUGACUCUGACGAUUCUGAUGAGGAGGAAGUUCUGGAUACGCGAAGAAUGGCUAUGCCUGUUUGACAUUGUAAUUUUUAGUCUUUCUUGGAAUGAUAGGGAUUUUUUAGUUUAAUUUUUGAGAAUAUUUGAAUUAACUUAAAUUCCAAAAUAAAUUUUUUUAAAUCUCUUCAUUCCGAGAUUAUGUACAUUAUUGACUUUUAUGUGCUCUCUAAUCACUAUUAUUCAUUUUAUUUUUAAUUUGGUGGCCGGUUUAUGAAUUAUUAAAUAUU
Molecule: messenger RNA, 752 nt
Organism: Meloidogyne enterolobii
Lineage: Eukaryota; Metazoa; Nematoda; Chromadorea; Rhabditida; Meloidogynidae
Source: the annotation of a GenBank genome assembly